Molecule: messenger RNA, 4954 nt
Organism: Salvelinus fontinalis (brook trout)
Lineage: Eukaryota; Metazoa; Chordata; Actinopteri; Salmoniformes; Salmonidae
Product: ly6/PLAUR domain-containing protein 1-like
Exons: 3
Coding region: 380-820 (146 amino acids)
Biological process (GO): acetylcholine receptor signaling pathway
Molecular function (GO): acetylcholine receptor inhibitor activity
Source: RefSeq, a predicted model, not a curated record
UCUGACUCUCUGUCAGUCACUCAGUCAGAAUAGAGAAAUUGAAAUGUGUCACGCUGAUGUGACUAAAAUGCCAGGGCUGAAUUUUUAUCCCAGUCCGCCCCUGGAUAUAGAUUACUUUAUAGCACUAGAAAUCUGAUUAAAAUCAUAACAUUUUUGGAUUAAACACAUAAUCAUAUCACACUGUACACUUGCGACCGCCACUCCCCUCCCAGUUAUCUCUGGCAAGUGCAGUGGCUGGUCUCACUGUCGAAUCAGAGGUACGCAGGACUGAACGUUUAGGAGGCUACCAUGGACGUUCGUCGGAUCCAUAAAUGGACUGUGCACUACUCGCAACAUCACCAGGUCUAAUGUGUCCUUCCCAAGCGACACCAUCGAAAGAAUGCAGCUGCUUACUUACACAACUUUGUUCGGGUUUAUCCUCAAAGCAGGGCUGGCACUGCAGAUCCAGUGUUAUCAGUGUGAAGAGGUCACUCACAAUGACUGCUCCACACCCGAGUUCAUCGUCAACUGCACUGUCAACGUGCAAGACAUGUGUCAGAAGGAGGUACUAGUGAAAGAAGACGGAAAACACUACCGCAAGUCCUGCGCCUCGUCUGGUGCCUGCCUCAUCGCCUCCUCUGGCUACCAGCAGUUCUGCACAGGGAAACUCAACUCAGUGUGCAUCAGCUGCUGCAACACACCCCUCUGUAAUGGACCGCGUCAGAAGAAACAGAGUUCCAGAAAAAGAGUUCCCUCUGCUGCCUCGUCUCUAAUCCCACUACCCAGCCUCUCCCUCAUUUGUAUUCCCUUCCUCCUGUACCCAUCCUCCAUAUUCUGCUGACAGAGCUUACGAUUGGCUGGUUUGGUCUCAUCAAGACUGUGGUCCAGCUUUUUGGACUCAGCCUGUGCUUCAGUGAAAGGUUCUCCAGCCUGUACGGUGUCCAUAUCUUCAAUGGAUGUGUGACACUGUCCUAAUAUGGACACCGUAUUUAAGAAGAUGCCCUAAUAUGGACAGUGACUUAAGGUCUAAAGACAUUGACUGAAAUGAGGUACUGAUCUUGACAAAUAUGUUCAUUGAGUGAGUCAGGUUUGAUAGACAAUAGGCAGGUUAACCAAUGGCCCAGGUUUAUUUGACAAAAGCAAGCUAGGUGUAAUGGAAACGGAAGAUAUAGAUCGACAACAUUAUUAUCCAUUUGACAGGGUUGAUUUGACUUUUGCUAAACUUUCCUUAUUGCCACAAUGAUGAUGGAAACAGUGUUUUUUCAAAUAAAUGCUGAUUGCCAAAUCAUUUUGAAGGUACCAGUUAAAAGUUUGGACAGACCUACUCAUUCCAAGAUUUUUCUUUAUUUUGACUAUUUUCUACAUUGUAGAAUAAUAGUGGACACAUCAAAACUAUGAAAUAACACAUAUAGAAUCAUGUAGUAACCAAAAAAGUGUUAAACAAAUCAACAUAUAUCUUAAAUGUGAGAUUCUUCAAAGUAGCCACUAUUUGCCUUGAUGACAGCUUUUUGCACCCUCUUGGCAUUCUCUCAACCAGCUUCAUGAGGUAAUCACCUGGAAUGCAUUUUAAUUAACAGGUGUGCCUUGUUAAUUUGUGGAAUUUCUUUCCUUCUUAAUGCGUUUGAGCCAAUCAGUUGUGUUGUGACAAGGUAGAGGUGGUAUACAGAAGAUAGCCCUAUUUGGUAAAAGACCAUGUCCAUAUUAUGGCAAUAACAGCUCAAAUAAGCAAAGAGAAACAGCAGUCCAUCAUUAUUUUAACACAUGAAGGUCAGUCAAUACGUAAAAUUUCAAGAACUUUGAAAGUUUCUUCAAGUGCAUUCGCAAAAACCAUCAAGCUCUAUGAUGAAACUGGCUCUCAUGAGGACCGCACAGGAAAGGAAGACCCAGAGUUACCUCUGCUGCAGAGGAUAAGUUCAUUACAGUUACCAGCCUCAGAAAAUGCAGCCCAAAUAAAUGCUACACAGAGUUCAUGUAACAGACACAUCUCAACAUCAACUGUUCAGAGGAAACUGUGUGAAUCAGGCCUCCAUGGUCGAAUUGCUGCAAAGAAAAAACUCCUAAAGGACACCAAUAAGAAGAAGAGACGUGCUUGGGCCAAGAAACAUGAGCAAUGGACAUUAGACCGAUGGAAAUCUGUCCUUUGGUCUGAUGAGUCCAAAUUUGAGCUUUUUGGACUCAUCCAAUGUGUCUUUGUGAGACGCAGAGUAGGUGAACGGAUGAUCUCCGCAUUUGUGGUUCCCACCGUGAAGCAUGGAGGAGGUGGUGUGAUGGUGUGGCGAUGCUUUGCGUGUGUCACUGUCUGAUUUAUUUAGAAUUCAAGGCACACUUAACCAGCAUGCCUACCACAGCAUUCUGCAGCGAUACGCCAUCCCAUCUGGUUUGCACUUAGUGGGACUAUCAUUUAUUUUUCAACAGGACAAUGACCCAACACACUUCCAGGCUAUGUAAGGGCUAUUUGACCAAGAAGGAGAGUGAUGGAGUGCUGCAUCAGAUGACCAAGCAUCCACAAUCACCCGACCUCAACCCAAUUGAGAUGGUUUGGGAUGAGUUGGACCGUGGAGUGAAGGAAAAGCAGCCAAAAGGGGCUCAGCAUAUGUGGGAACUUCAAGACUGUUGGAAAAGCAUUCCAGGUGAAGCUGGUUGAGAGAAUGCCAAGCAUGUGCAAAGCUGUCAUCAAGGCAAAGGGUGGCUACUUUGAAGAAUCUCAAAUAUAAAAUAUAUUUUGAUUUUGUUUAACACUUUUUUGGUUAGAACAUGAUUCCAUAUGUGUUAUUUCAUAGUUUUGAUGUAUUCACUAUUAUUCUACAAUGUAUAAAAUAGUACAAAUAAAGAAAAACCCUUGAACGAGUAGGUGUGUCCAAACUUUUGACUGGUACUGUAUGCUGGGCACAUGAUGGCAUCACAUAACUUUAAAGCUCCGCUACACGUUUAAUUCUAAAUGCCAACUGCUUGCAAAAAAAAAAAUAUAUACUAUAAAAUGAAUGUUUCUUUGCAGGACAAGGAUUGUCCUGACUUUCACAAAGGCCUGAAUUGCUUUGCCUUGUUGGCAAGUUUUACCUUCCAAUUAUUUCAGAUCUACAGGAGUGUAAGUUUCACCAUGGCACGGACGGUGGCAAUACAUUGGCACAUGAUAGUUAAUAUAAUAUGGCAAAUGUUAGUAAAUGAUUUCAUUUUAUCAAUGUUGCUGGCUUUUGCAAGCCUACCUGAGAAAUGAAACCGAUAGGUGGGAGGGCAUACAGGCUGUCGCCAAAUUAUUAAUGUGCUAUUUGCCUAAAUGGGUAAUAGAAACACUUAAACCACAUUUUGUUCGACACCGUAGGUUUUUGCAAACAAUUUUUUUUUUGGUGUGACGUCACUAUGUACAGCUGUUUUAGAUAGUUAAUUGGAAACACACACAGGCAAUUGUCACAUGUAUUUUCUAUGCAAACUUUCUAAAUGUCAACAAAAAAAUCACUGGACAAGUUCAUGGAAACAUAGCUGUUGACUGGCCAACUGAGGGCACUAGAAGGUAAUAUGUACAUUUAUAGAUGAACUGGAUGAGGUAUAUUUGUACAGUAGAUGAAAUGGAGUUCAUGAGGUUGGCACUAGAAGGUAAUAUGUACAUGUAUAGAUGAACUGGAUGAGGUAUAUUUGUACAGUAGAUGAAAUGGAGUUCAACUGAGGGCACUAGAAGGUAAUAUGUACAUGUAUAGAUGAACUGGAUGAGGUAUAUUUGUACAGUAGAUGAAAUGGAGUUCAACUGAGGGCACUAGAAGGUAAUAUGUACAUGUAUAGAUGAACUGGAUGAGGUAUAUUUGUACAGUAGAUGAAAUGGAGUUCAACUGAGGGCACUAGAAGGUAAUAUGUACAUGUAUAGAUGAACUGGAUGAGGUAUAUUUGUACAGUAGAUGAAAUGGAGUUCAACUGAGGGCACUAGAAGGUAAUAUGUACAUGUAUAGAUGAACUGGAUGAGGUAUAUUUGUACAGUAGAUGAAAUGGAGUUCAACUGAGGGCACUAGAAGGUAAUAUGUACAUGUAUAGAUGAACUGGAUGAGGUAUAUUUGUACAGUAGAUGAAAUGGAGUUCAACUGAGGGCACUAGAAGGUAAUAUGUACAUGUAUAGAUGAACUGGAUGAGGUAUAUUUGUACAGUAGAUGAAAUGGAGUUCAACUGAGGGCACUAGAAGGUAAUAUGUACAUGUAUAGAUGAACUGGAUGAGGUAUAUUUGUACAGUAGAUGAAAUGGAGAUGAAAAAAAACACAAAUAACACAACAGAGUAAGUGUCCAUUUUUAAUAUUAAAAUAAUGAUGCAGAUACUGUAGUGAUGAAACAUAAAUUACAUUUGUCUUGAGAUCAAAUCAUGUGCACUGGGUCCAAUUUAGGAAGUGGUCAACUAUGUCAGUGGAUGCCAUGCAAAUGAAUGGAAAAGUAUACUUUGGACACAAUGUACAAUGCAGACACCAUGUCAUGAUGAACAAUGUUGAGAUUAGUUUUCACUGGCAUCUUAAGUGACUGAUAAUAUGAGUUACAGUAUGGCCAAGAGAAGUGUAAUCUCAUGUAAUGGAAACAAAUCACUGUAAUUAACACUGCUCAAAUACCAAGCUUUUCCAAUGUUCCAGGUAUUACAAUGUACAGUAUGAGAUGAAAUUGGUAAAAAUGUCCUGACUGUUCUUUGACUGGAUGUAUUACUUAGUAUGUUAGACUCCUCACAUAUUAUGUCUGUAGAGGCACCUCUCUGACAAAUCAGCUUGUGGCAGAUUGUUGGAGUCUGGGUUGGAUGACACCUUGUAUCCCUCUUCGAUGAAUUGAAUACUGUAAUACUGAACACAGCCAGGUGUCUCUCUUUUGGUUCAUCUUUCAAAGUCGCAUAGAAGUCUUUCUGGACUGUAUUGACUCACAAUGUCAAUCCUACUUCAUAACCUCAGCCAAGAAGCAUGUUAGAGCAUAAGUCAAAACAACUGUCAUACAUGUAUUUUAAUAAACUUAUAUUUCAGUC